GUGAGCAGAGUUGAGUUGCAGGAAGUUAUUUUGAGGGGCUUGCCUGUCACAGCUGUUGUCUCAGUCACCAGAGUCCUGUUGGACCCUCUUCGCGUUUCUCUUUCUAUCCCCUGGACCUGCCACAUCUGUGAGAAUGGAGAUCAACGUCCAGUCUGUUGCAGAGGUCAUCCCAGCCCAGACCAGUGUGACUCCACCACCGUCCCCAGUCACCGCAGAGACCCCGGUCCCUCUACCCCAGGAGGGCCAGCACAUGGACCCCAUGGAGGAGUUUGGUCUUCGGUUGGACGAAAUCAUCAACACCUAUGGCUCCGCAGCCAGCCUGAUAGAGAAACAGUGCAUCAUCCUGGAAACGGAGAAGGUGGAAGAGGAGGCAAGCGGAGAGGAAGCUGAUGAAGUAACAGCCGCCAAGAACGCCAGCACGGGCAAGGAUGCAAAGAAGUUGCUGAAAGGCUUAGGAAAGGAGGGCACGCUUCUAAUGCAAAGUUUGAACAAGCUGUGCACGCCAGAAGAGAAACUGGAUGCUCUACUCAAGAAGUAUGCCGAACUGCUGGAGGAGCGUCGAGGGGAGCAGAAGCAGCUGAGGUUCCUUCAGAAGAAGCAGGGCCAUGUGGGGAAGGAGAGGGACCAGCUCCAGUACGAGCACAGCAGAGCCAUCCUGGCCCGCAGCAAACUGGAGGGCCUCUGCAGGGAACUCCAGAGGCACAACAAGACCCUCAAGGAGGAGACCCUUGCACGUUGUCGUGAGGACGAGGAGAAGCGCAGAGAGAUCACCACUCACUUCCAGAGCACGCUGACAGACAUCCAGGCUCAGAUUGAACAGCACAGUAACCGCAACAACAAGCUGUGUUCGGAGAACACCAACCUGGCAGACAAACUCAAACACAUCAUCAGCCAGUAUGAGCAGAGAGAGGAGAGCUUGGAGAAGAUCUUCAAGCACCACGACCUGCAGCAGAAGCUGUCUGAUACCAAACUGGAGCAAGCUAAUGCACAGCUGCAGGAGGCCGAGGAGAAGCACAAGAGAGAAAAGGAAUACCUGCUUAGGGAGGCAAUUGACAAAACAAAGAAAUGCUACACAUUGAAGGAGCAAGAGUUGCAGUUGAAGAAAAAGCUUGCUCUGUACUCCCAGAAGUUUGAAGAGUUCCAGACUACGUUGUCUAAGAGCAACGAUGUGUACGCCAGCUUCAAAAAUGAAAUGGAGAAGAUGACAAAGAAGAUGAAAAAACUAGAUAAAGAGUCGAAUGUUUGGAAGACCAGAUUUGAGAGCACUAACAAGGCUCUCUCGGAGAUGAUUGAAGAGAGGACUGUGAAGGAGAAUGAGUAUGAGAUGUUCGUUGUGAAGAUUGACAAGCUGGAGAGGCUCUGCCGAGCACUCCAGGAUGAGAGGAAGAUCCUGUAUUCCAAGAUCAAAGGCAUUCGCCAAACGGCUGACGCCACCGAGGGGACACCCAAGGACGAGACACAGGAGGUGGCCACUGAACCAGUCCACAGCCUCAUGGACAUAGUUGAGGAGCCAGAGAUGACAGAGGAGAUGGCCCGUCUGAGGGCUGAGCAGAACAGGCUGGCGGAGUUCGCAGCCUCCCUACUGGCCCCGUCCACAGGAGACGAUGCUGACGAUGACUCUGAUAGUGAGGAAGAGCCAGAGUCUACAGAAUCUGCUGAGGCCCAGAAGAUCCCUGAACCAACAAAGGCCCCAGUACAGGUAGUGGUAGAGGCACCAGCACAUGCAGAGGAACCAGAACCAGCAUAUGCAGAUGCACCAGCGCAGGCUCCAGCACAGGUAGAGGCACCAGCGCAGGCUCCAGCACAGGUAGAGGCACCAGCGCGGGCUCCAGCACAGGUAGAGGCACCCGCGCAGGCUCCAGCACAGGUAGAGGCACUAGCGCAGGCUCCAGCACAGGUUGAUGCACCAGCACAUGCUCCAGCACAGGCUCCAGCCCAUGCUCCAGCACAAGUAGAGGAUCCAGCACAGGCUCCAGCACAGGUAGAUGCACCAGCACAGGCUCCAGCACAGCCAGAGGCACAAGUAGAGGUACCAGCACAGGUAGAUGCACCAGCACAGGCUCCAGCACAGGCAGAGGCACAAGUAGAGGUACCAGCACAGGUAGAUGCACCAGCACAGGCUCCAGCACAGGCUCCAGCACAAGUAGAGGUACCAGCACAGGCUCCAGCACAAGUAGAGGUACCAGCAGAGGCUCCAGCACAAGUAGAGGUACCAGCACAGGUGGAGGCACCAGCACAGGCAGAGAUGGCUGCCCCAGUCCAGCCAGAGACCCCAAAACACCCAGAGCCCUCUGCCAAGAAGCAGACGCCAAAAAAAAAGAAUGCAAAGAAGACUAGCUGAACUGACGAAUGUGUCAUUUUGUGAGUGUUAGUACUGUAGUCCCUGUGCCUCGUGUUAUGGUUGAGUUGAGAUAUCCAAUCCAGCUUGGUUUGUCUAUAUACUGUUUUAUCUGAAGUGGCGUGCAGUAGAAGUAUGUUUAAGUCGUAUACCAGAUGAGGACAGACAGAGAUUUACUGCAUAACCAAAGAAUAGGUAGAAAGGUUAUUCAGGACAUUGCACCCUCAAAACUUUGCAAUGCCAAAUGUUACCUUGUGCAAACAACAUCAGAACAGCCACUAUCUUUUUUGACUUUUUCCAUCUGAACCCCUAUAAUGUAACUUCAAUAAAUAUCUAAUUGAAGACUA
Molecule: messenger RNA, 2685 nt
Organism: Salvelinus fontinalis (brook trout)
Lineage: Eukaryota; Metazoa; Chordata; Actinopteri; Salmoniformes; Salmonidae
Product: beta-taxilin-like
Exons: 10
Coding region: 134-2341 (735 amino acids)
Molecular function (GO): syntaxin binding
Source: RefSeq, a predicted model, not a curated record